Messenger RNA from Macadamia integrifolia, 5336 nucleotides. RefSeq names its product E3 ubiquitin-protein ligase SHPRH. The coding region runs from base 160 to 4482 and encodes 1440 amino acids. The transcript has 16 exons. NCBI's taxonomy places the organism in Eukaryota, Viridiplantae, Streptophyta, Magnoliopsida, Proteales, Proteaceae. The record is from RefSeq and is a predicted model, not a curated record. Gene Ontology annotation, molecular function: ATP binding; ATP-dependent chromatin remodeler activity.
CCUCGUCAGAGGCUGUAAAGAACGCGAUAAACCUCCUCGUAGCUCGUAUACGAAAUUGAAAUAAAUUGAAGAGAAGGUGAUGGUGAAAAUCACGUUUCUCUCUCUCCCCGAGCUCUGAUAGUAGUUCUGCAAACACAGUCAUCGUUUUCGCUCACAGCGAUGGGUAGAAAGAAGCAAGCUCGACCAUUUCGGUCCGGAGGGAUAUUGGAGAGCUCUAACAUCACUGGAAAGAAGCCAGAUGACAUAGCUAGUUCUGAACCCCAGAAUGAAAAUGGUAAAGAGGAGAUUGGUGAAUCAAGUCAACCAUUUUUCGUGGAAAUUGACCGGGAUUCUUGGACUGUGGGUGAACAUCUUGAUAUUGCAGAAAUCGUGCUUAAGGAUUUAAUAUUUGGAGAAGGUUUUUCUAUUCACAGAAUCAUGGAGGAUUUUUGCAAUUUGAAUUUCUCACUUCGAUUUUUGCUGCGGAAUGUUGAGGAGUUUGGGGGUCGUCUUAAGUUAGGUUAUUGGCCUUUGAUUACCUCCAAUAAUAUAUCUUUGGAGUUGGUUGAAACAUCUAUGAUGGAGGAGAAAGAAAGAGUGUGUGUAAUGUUAUCAGGUAGUUUUGAUGGACCUGACGAGGGUGUUUCUGGUCUUGUUCACUUGGUUAGUCAGAAAAUUUUGACACUGAGGCCUGUUUCUGAAUUAAAAGUUUCAGAGGUUGUUCCAUCUCUUAGGUUGAGGGUGGAGAUGCUCAGGAGUGCUUUUGGUGCUUGUGAGUCUCUUUUGGAGACAACUAGACAACCAUGGAAGAAGAGUAUGAUGAGUGCUAUUGGUUGGCUGCGACCAGAACUUACAACCCAGGAGGCUAAGUAUGGCAUUAGUAAAUUGGACGUCAUGGAAGUUGAUUCACUUACGGAUGCAGGCAGCAGUAGCCCUGUUUCAAUGAAAGACUCUAGGUUUGAUGCUGCUGAGUUAUAUGAAGCCAUUAAGCGAUCCAAAGAGGAGCCAAUGCUGGAAGAUGAGCUUCCUGACUUGCUUCCUGAACUGAGACCAUACCAGCGCCGUGCAGCUUUUUGGAUGGUUCAAAGGGAGAAAUCGGCAUCAGAAGAUGUGUGCGAAAGAGAUCAGAAUAACAACUUUUGCAGUCCCCUCUGUGUACCUUUGGAUUUCCUUGAUACACAGAUGAAAAUGUUCUACAAUCCAUUCAGUGGAAAUAUCUCAUUACAACGUGAAUCCUUCACAUCAUAUGUCCCUGGUGGGAUUCUUGCUGAUGAGAUGGGCUUGGGAAAAACUGUUGAACUACUUGCUUGCAUCUUUGCUCAUCGCAAGUCUUCAUCUGAAGGUGGAGUUUUUCUUGAGAAUGAAAUGCAAGUUACUGGAGGACACAGAAAUAAUCUGAAAAGGUUGAAAAGAGAACGCGUUGAGUGUGUAUGUGGGGCCGUGAGUGAAAGUGCUAAAUAUAAAGGAUUAUGGGUUCAGUGUGAUGUUUGUGAUGCUUGGCAACAUGCCAAUUGUGUUGGUUAUACACCUGCAGAAAAAAAAUUAGAUCCCCAGGAAGUUUCCAGCGGGAAGGUCUGUAAAAUGAAUCAAUCUCCAGGAGUAAAAAAUCGUUUGAAAAGGAAAGCCACUUCCAAUGUAGUUUUCAUGGGUGGGGAUCACAUUUGCCAGACAUGCUUGGGCUUGAUCCAAGCUGCCAAUUCUCCUAUUAGUACUGCUGCCACUCUUAUUGUGUGUCCAGCUCCUAUUUUGCCCCAAUGGCACGCUGAGAUCAUUCGUCAUACAAAAGCAGGUUCUCUCAAAACAUGUGUUUAUGAAGGUGUGAGAAAUGCUUCCCUUUCAACAGGGUCCUUGAUGGAUAUCAGUGAACUGAUUAAUGCUGACAUUGUCCUAACAACAUAUGAUGUCCUGAAAGAAGACCUCUCACAUGACUCUGAUAGGCAUGAAGGUGAUUGUCGUAUCAUGAGAUUCCAGAAAAGGUAUCCAGUCAUUCCAACUUUGCUAACUAGAGUACUCUGGUGGAGGAUUUGUUUGGAUGAAGCUCAAAUGGUGGAGAGUAAUGCUGCUGCUGCGACAGAAAUGGCAUUGCGAUUGCAUGCUAAGCAUGUCUGGUGUAUUACUGGAACACCUAUACAGCGAAGGUUUGAUGAUUUAUACGGACUUCUGCGAUUUCUUAGAGCAAAUCCUUUUGAUGUCCAAAGGUGGUGGGUUGAAGUUGUAAGAGACCCAUAUGAGAGGAGAGAGGCAGGGGCUGUGGAAUUUUCACAUAAAUUCCUCAAGCAAAUCAUGUGGCGUUCAUCCAAAGUACAUGUGGCAGAUGAGUUACAGCUGCCACCACAGGAGGAGUGCCUAUCAUGGCUCUCUUUCUCACCUAUUGAGGCACAUUUUUAUGAGAGGCAACAUGAAACCUGUGUCAGUUAUGCCCAUGAAGUUAUUGAGAAUUUCAAGGAAGAUAUUCGUAAAAGAAAAUUUCUAGGUUGUGAAUCAUCUGCUGCUGAUCUAUUUCUUACCCAUGAUGAGGCUGCUAAGCUGCUCAACUCACUUUUGAAGCUCCGCCAGGCCUGCUGCCAUCCUCAAGUAGGUAGUUCUGGGUUGCGUUCAUUGCAACAGUCUCCAAUGACCAUGGAGGAGAUAUUGGUGGUUCUCAUGGGUAAGACCAGAACAGAAGGGGAGGAAGCUCUACGGAGAUUGGUUGUUGCCCUGAAUGGGCUGGCAGGCAUAGCGAUAAUUGAGCAAGAUCUUGCUCGAGCAGUAUCUCUGUACAAAGAAGGACUCGCAUUAGCUGAAGAGCACUCUGAGGAUUUCCGAUUGGACCCUUUGUUGAAUCUUCACAUUCAUCACAAUCUGGCUGAAAUACUCCCGGUUAUCUCAGGUUAUACACAAAAAUGCCCACCCAUUGAAGAACAGCUCUCUGGGAACCCUGAUGCAAAGACAUCACAAGUGAAUGAAACUGAUAAGUGUCAACAGUACCCAGUGAAGAUACAAAAUCUGAACAAUGACAGUGACAUGGAUAUAAUUUCUGAUGUUACACAUAAAGAACAUCAAGAGAAAUUAUCUGAUUUUACUUCUAACCUAUCAGAACGUGGUGUGGUCCAGAAGGAACAUGAUGUGCAAACCACUGUAUCAUUUGGCUCAUUUAGUAACAGUUGUUUGAGAACGACUUGUGAAAAUAUUAAACAGAAGUACUUGUCAACAUUCAUUUCUAAGCUGUCAUUGGCUCAACAAGAGUUUAAAAAUUCAUAUGUACAGGUCUGUAAUGCAUUUAGUGACAGAAAAAAUCAGAAUACAAAUUGGUGGUUAGAAGUUCUUCACCAUGUUGAGCAGAACAAUGACUCCUCGAAUGAGUUGAUUAGAAAAGUUGGUGAAGCUGUCUCUAGGACUUUAAAUGCCUCCAACUCCAAGUCCUCAAGAAUUGCUUCAAGGUUUCGAAGCAUAAGUGGAUUAAAAUACUUAAUCCAGUCUGGUCUUGAGUCAUUGGAAACUUCGAGACAAAAGUUAAUGGAACGACUCCUUGAAAUUGACCAUACGAUGGAUAACCCAAGAGAUGAGGAUAUUGAACGUAUGAGAUACUGUCCGAACUGUCAAGAUAACGAUGAUGGUCCUAUAUGUGUGCUCUGUGAACUAGAUGAGCUAUUUCAGGGCUACGGAGCCAGGCUCUUUCGUCUUUCAAAAGGGGAUGAUGGAGGGCUGCUUGCAUCUGCUGAAGAGGCACUAGACUUGCAAAAGAGGAGAUCUGAACUGAAUCGUUUCUAUAAAGCCUUGUCUCAUCGCAGUAAGGAUUCAGUAUCAUCCACAGUUGGGGAUGAAGAAAAUAAAAAGAAGAGGGUUGUCAGGGAAAAAGUAGUAGUUUCAAGAUCUCCAUGUGAAUUGGAGGUUGUCCUUAGGGUUAUCAGAAGUUAUUCCAAAGCUCAGUUAAGAAGAGGGGGGAUGUCAGCUGCUUCAAAGCAACUACGUCUUGUUGAGGAUAUGAGGAAGGAGUAUACCCAGGCAAGGUCCUUGGCAACUGCUCAAGCUCAAGUCCUGCGUGCUUAUGAUGAGAUAAAAAUGGCAACCUCACGGUUGCGCCUAAGGAACAUUGAGAGCGACACUUCAUCAAUUGAUGCUUUAUGCUCAGAAGAAUUAAUUGCAGCUAGCGUGGAGUUCUCCAAUGAAAAGUUUAUUUACUUGUCCUCAUUAUCACGUAUUAAAGGGCAACUUCGUUAUUUGAAGGGACUAGUUCGGUCUAAACAAAAGGUACAGUUGGAGAACCUUGAUACUUCAUCACUGCAUCAAGGUACAGCUAACUCAUCAGCUGCUGCGUGUUCUACAAUUGAACAAAGUGAACAUAUGAGUGGAGAUGAUGAUGGGGCCUGCCCUGUUUGUCAAGAAAAGCUCAACAAUCAGAAAAUGGUAUUUCAGUGUGGGCAUGUCACUUGCUGCAAAUGUAAGUCUAAUCACCGCCUUAAAGUUACAUCUUCAUUUCUUACACCUUCAUCCAAAGGCCUUUUACUUGAGGGAAAAAACUAGCAUCCAAUGAAGCCUGGUAAGGCUAGUAGUUACUGUAAGUAUACCAGAUCCAGCGGGAUAAAGUGGGGGGAAUAAGGAGAAGACAGGGAUUUGCAUGAAAUAUGUGCAAAAUGUGGCUCUUGCUUUAGUAUCUUGAAUUUCGCAAAAUAUGGUGGGCCAUUGCCUUGUGUCAUGGACUCAUGGCCUCAGACUCCCCCCACCCCCAAAGAAAAAAAUUAAAUAAAAAAAAAAAAAUCUCACAUCUACCAAACCUUGUGGAGAGUCUUGGGCUUAUGAGUGUGGAAGGGAACCUACAUAAUAGGUGCAUCUUUUGGGGUGGCACAGAUCCGGGAUUCGUGGUAUCAGAGCCAACCCAGGGGCACUGCAAUCCCUCUGGAGGGGUGCUGAGAUUGAGAGGGCAAUGCAAUGUGGUCCCAUGCAAGGAUGUGGGUCCUCACUCCUCAAAUCUCACAUUGACCUACCUUGUGGAAGGCCUCGGGCUUAUAAGUGGGAAGGGCACCUUCCCCCUAAUGGGUGCAUCUUUUGGGGUGUGGACCAGAGUCACCAGACCAAUGGCCGUGACACUUGACUCACCUUGGCGCCAUAACAACUAUGUCAAUGUCAUUUUGUUUCAAACUACUGGCCCAUGGUUUUGACUCUAAUAAAACAAGUAGUUUUGGGGGGAUGAAACCGACUCUCACCCCAGGGAGAAAAAAAAAGGGUAAAAAAAACAAAAAAACAAAAUCUCCAGCGGCCACUGCUCCCUCGCCUCUCACCCUCUCUUCUCUCUCUCUCUCUCUCUCUCUCUCUCUCUCUCUCUCUCUCAUUCUGUCCCCCUCUCACCUACUUUUUGGUUUGUUCAUAUAUUGAGAUAG